Rhineura floridana is the source of this 4793-nucleotide messenger RNA. RefSeq names its product ALX homeobox 4 (gene ALX4). The coding region runs from base 1 to 1191 and encodes 396 amino acids. Gene Ontology annotation, molecular function: DNA-binding transcription activator activity, RNA polymerase II-specific; RNA polymerase II transcription regulatory region sequence-specific DNA binding. The record is from RefSeq and is a predicted model, not a curated record. Lineage: Eukaryota; Metazoa; Chordata; Lepidosauria; Squamata; Rhineuridae. Gene Ontology annotation, biological process: regulation of transcription by RNA polymerase II. The transcript is spliced from 4 exons.
AUGAAUGCCGAGAGUUGCGUGUCGUUUUGCGACCCAGCUGCUGCCAUGGAUUCCUUCUACAACGCCGCCUCGCAGGGCAGCGCCGACGGCUCCUCGCCUUUUAGGGCAUUCCCGGGCGGCAGCGACAAGUUCAGCCCCGCUUUCCUGGCCAGCAAAGGGCAGAGCUUUGGCGACAGCAGCGGCGGUAGCAGCAGCAGCAGCAGCCCCAAGUGCCGGAGCCGCUACAGCCAGCCGGAAUGUCAGUCCCUGGACGGCAGCGGCGGACAGCAGCAGGCGCCGACGGCCGCCUCCUUUAACAAGUAUCACCUGCAGCAACAGCCGCCGCCGCUCUAUGCGCAGAGAGGCUCGUGCAAAAGCCCACCGAGCGGCAGCCUCAAGCUGCAGGACACCGGCGGCCACAACGGAGCCCUACAGCUCUCCUGCUAUGCAAAAGAAAGUUCCCUGGGAGAAGCUGAGCUACAGCCAGGCUCAGAUCCUGCUGGGAUGGAUGGCAGUUACCUCAACGUGAAAGAAACUGGAGUGAAGGUAUCCCAAGAGAGGGCAAGUAGCAACAUGCCCAGCCCGAUGGACAAGACUGACUCAGAGAGCAACAAGGGCAAGAAGAGGCGGAACCGCACCACCUUCACCAGCUAUCAGCUGGAAGAGCUGGAAAAGGUCUUCCAGAAGACCCACUACCCAGAUGUCUAUGCCAGAGAGCAGUUAGCCAUGAGGACAGACCUCACGGAGGCCCGAGUUCAGGUUUGGUUUCAGAACAGACGGGCAAAAUGGAGGAAGCGAGAGAGGUUUGGUCAAAUGCAGCAAGUUCGCACCCACUUCUCCACAGCCUAUGAGCUCCCCUUACUAACUCGAGCAGAGAACUAUGCCCAGAUCCAGAAUCCGUCCUGGAUUGGCAACAGUGGUGCUGCCUCUCCCGUGCCUGCCUGUGUAGUGCCCUGUGACUCAGUGCCUUCCUGCAUGUCUCCCCACACUCAUCCCCACACGACCGGAGGGGUCUCUGAAUUCCUGAGCGUCUCUGGUCCUGGCAGCCACGUGGGACAGACUCACAUGGGAAGCCUCUUUGGCGGUGCAGGCAUCAGUCCCGGCAUCAAUGGGUAUGAGCUGAACGGUGAGCCUGACCGCAAGUCCUCCAGCAUUGCAGCCCUGCGGAUGAAAGCCAAGGAGCACAGCGCUGCCAUAUCAUGGGCAACAUGACAAGGUGCAGCCAUUGCCCUCAAGACACUGACAGAGCCAACAGGGACAACUGAACUGAUCCAUCCACGCUUGCACCUGAGGCAGCCAGUGCCUUCGUCAGAGAUCUGAAUGCAGCACUUUUAGCUCCCCUACAUAUAACAACAUAACGUGCAUUGCCUUAUUUGGAGUGUUUUAAACAUGCAGGGGCUUUUUUGUCCCCAACAACAGGCACGUAGAAGGAAAUAAUGGGUGUUUCUACUGCCCCAGACAAAGUUGAGUUUUCUGUUCACAUGGCAUGUUUCCUUGAUGCUGUCAUUGUCCUGAUUGCCAAUGAAAAAGGAUGCUUCUGUCUCUCCUGCUUUCCCUGACACCAGAUUUGUCUUUCUCUUAAAAACAAAGAAACUCUCAAACCACACUCCCCAGUUUUUUGGUUCCCAUAUUCUACUACUGCAUAUUCUACCGCUAUGGAUAGGUUUAUAAUACUUAAUGCCAGAGGAAUGUGGUUGGCUAGUGCCAGACCAGUGUUUGUGCGUGCACACGUGUGCUGAGUGUAAGGCAUGCUUAUUCAACUCACAGAACACCUGCAAACCAUAACAGUAGACAUGCCAGGCUGCAACCCAGAGAUUGCCUCUGCAACUGAACCGGGAAAAAGACGCAACAGCUGUCUCCCCUUCCAAGACAAGAAGACCCCAGGGGUGCCCCACAGCAGGCAGGGGUGGGGCAGAAAGUAAAAAGAAAAGAAGGAGCCAAGGCUGUGCCUCCACUUGAUUUGGCAAAGAUAAUAAAAGUACAGGGCAAUCUUUGUGUUGCAGUUUGGCAACCCAACCACACAGGGACCCUGUGCUGAUACAAACAGCAAGCAAAGGACGAUCAGAAUGGCACAUUCCAAAGCAGCAAUAUUUGUGCACUCUCCUGUACUAGUUGGUCUUGUAGGGUGGUUGUGCAUAUAACAAGAGGAAACAUCACCCCCCAAAAAGGACAAAAGUGGGCACAGAUUUACAUAAAAUGUGCAUGUGCUAAUUUAUAGUACAGCUGCAAAUUUAGAAACAAUUACUAUAAUUUAAAUAGAAAUGCUACUUCAUUAUCUCACCAUAAUGAAGAAGAUUGUGACCCAUGUGCCUCCUUGGUCUGCUGUCCAGGUGCUAACUGUUUAGGGGCAACAACUUCAAGUCCCCUUCUCCCUCUCCCUUCUUUGUCUGGUUUGAAGAUAAAGAAUGAGAGAGACCUUCAAAUAGCCAACUAUUUGUGAACCACCCAGAGGACCGAUGGAUGGGUGGUAUAUAAAUGUAAAAAAGGAAGCAAGAAAAUUGCCGUAUAGUAGGAAACAUGGCCACUCUGCUCCCUUGCAGUCCGUCUGCCCUGAUCCACCUUCUGCUUCAGUGCUACAGAACUCAAUUGAACUGUGGGAGAUGCUACCAGCAAUAAAUGCACUCUAAAAAGACUCCUGACUACCAGCUUGAAUAAAAAAACAAAAGUGGGAGAAGAGUUUGGUCAACAAGAAAGAGAUAACCCUUCUCUUCCUAUCCAGGUGAUAUAGUUAGCUCUAAGGCUUUUUUUCUGACAGUACUCGCCGGUACAAAGUACUGGCACCUCCUUUUUGCUUCCCAUAGCAGGCGUGUUGUGCUGGCACCCACAGCCCUUUCAUCAAGAUAUGAGUACCGGCACCUCAAAACAAUUUUUUUUAUCAAAAAAGCACUGGCCUAGUUCUAAAGAAGGGCAAAGUAUAUGGUUUUUCUUGUCCUAUAUUGUUAUUACAUGCACAGCUUUCUGACCAAUACCAGAAGGUCUCCAUGGUUCCCAGAAUAAGUGCCUUCGUUAAUUAAGGAACUAUAUACACAAUGCCACAAUCAGCAGCCCAGCUCAAAACACUGUCUUCCCGGUGUCCCCUUCCAGUUGUUCCUACUUAAAACACCGGUUCCUCCCCACUGAAUAAAGAUUGCCAGAGUCAUGUCUUGAAGAAAUAAAGCUAGAGAUUAUUUCCUUGGUUGGAAUGCUUUUGCUUUCACCAGACACAGGCCCACCUCUUGUCACUCCCAUUCAUCAGGAAGAUGAUGGCAACUUCCCAGUUUCCCUGUGGCUGCUUUCCUUAUAGAUGGAUCAAAGAGGAUUUGGAUCGAGUCAAACUGAGAUUCUGUCCAACUCAGCUAUGAAUAAGCUGACUUUUAAUAGUGUUUAGGUUUUGUGGUUUCUUAAGCACAGCGCCACAUCCACCGGAGAAGAGACAGAAAGAAAGAGCUUUAAAUUGCCUGUCUGGUUUUUAAGAGGUGUUUACUAGGUUUGGUAGCUGCUGAUCUCUCUUCCUGCUAUGCAGGCGCAAAGAUUUUAUUUGGGCCUCAGAGCAAAGGCAAGACUGCCCCAGUCAUGCCUGGGGCACAAGCACACACCUGCUUUCUAUCUCACAUGUGGCUUUGGAAUCAUGACUACAUAUACUCCAUUCUGGAACGGGGAGGAUGCAGCUGAUCAUUUCAGUGAAGGAAUGAGUUCAUAGACAGCAAGGCGUCCUGGCCUCCAGUGCACAUGGGUUCUCAGAAGGAAAAUGUGCUGGAAAAUCCGAUUGGGGGAAAAAUGGGAAGUAUCCUAUUUCUGAAGCAGAGGUAGAAGAAUCAGGGACACCGUGUAGAGAUGGGAAAGGCAUCGGUUUUCUCUCUCCCCCCCCCAUUUCUUAUGCCAUGUGAUUAUUCCACAGGAGCAUCUGUGUCUCCAGCCAUUUCACUAGUUCUGCACAUUUAUAUGCUGUAAUAAUCAGUCUGCCAGUGGCAUCGAGAGUAAAAAGGCCCAAAUCCCUUUCCUUGUGUGAGGGGUGUGUGCAUGAGUGUGACUUCUCUUGCUCGUCCCUAGUGACGUGCCAUCCAAUGCAUGUCUGUGAUAAUUCAAGAACUUCGUUUUACAAUGCUUCUUACAACAAUUAAUGCGUUAGCUGCCGAGAGAAAAAAAAUGUGUUUUCAUGUUGAUAUCAGUGCUAAGCACAUCCCUGAACUUAAAAGUGUUUCAGCUAUGUUUGGAUCAUGCCUUGUGGGUCAAGUGCUCAGAAAACACACCACCUCACCAAUAAAAGUGCUACCUUCAGAAGGGAUAUCUGAGUUCCUCACAACAAAUGUGUACUAACUUUACCUUUGUUGUGAUAUACACUAAUUAUCGGGGAUAAGUGCUAUUGUUCUCCCCUCCCCACUCUUUAAAGCUAUGAAAUCUAGGUCCCAUAAUAACUUUUCAGGCAUUUAUAUGGCUCACUCCCCUGAAUGGUGAUUGUCCUCUCAUAAAGAGGGCAAUUGCACUGAAAGGGUGCCCUUGAGAGUUAUACCUGGAACUUUCAUGCAAGAAAAAAAUGGGUGAUAUCCAAUGUUGGUCAUAUUGACAGUAGACCCACAGAAAUCAAUGGAUCUACUCUGAGGGUGAUAAACAUUGAAUAUCAUCUGAUGUGUGUAUGAGUGUGCAAGUAAUAUUAUCCAUGCUUAACUAUGCUUUUGUGUUCCUAAGUGUUUAUACCUGGGAGAAUACAUUUUGUGUGAGCAUGUGCUGCCUGUGCAAGUACGUUUAUUGUAUAAACAGUUACGCUUGCCAUCUCUUGGGUAGUGGAUAGGAUCUGAUGUCCAUACAUUCUGCCCAAUGUGAUUUCAGUUUUCAGU